CUUUACUCUUCCGUCUUCGUCUUCUUCAUCUUCCACCUCUUCUUACUUGUCCUCCACUCCCUCUAUUCUAUUAUUUUCUUCAACCUCCAUCUCUCCUCCGUCCUCCUACCCUUUCUCUCUCUUUCUCCUCCCCCUUUCUCUUCCCUUCACACCAGUCAAUGACUGUCUCGCCGUUUGCCCUCCAGUCCUCACACACACCCAUCCCCAAGGGAUCAACGGCCCCAGGGAGGACCGACACUGUAUCGAAUGUCCAUGCCAACAACACCUGCAAAGACCAGCCGCCGACCCCCUCCACAUCCUCCAUACCGCUCUACACCCCGAUCUGGGACUAUGACCGCUUCCCAGUCGGGCCCUGUCUCCAAGGUCGCAGGUCGCACGAGCAGCAGAACCCCUUUUACAUCGACUAUACCCAGCAUCAUCGGCCUCAGGCAAACAUCUCCAGCUCAGACAUGAUCCGUUCACAUUCCUCGUCCUCCUCUUCCUCAACCUCGUCCUCGACCGCUUCUCCCCCCUUCCUCUCGGACACGGGCUCCAGUCGGCACCAUCGCCAUGCCAGCAGCCACAGACACAGCAGCAGCAGGCGAACCAGCUGCUUUGGAACGGAUCACGAUAGCAACCUCUUGGGCACCUCCUUAGUCACCCCCCACACAAACGUUGUCUCUCCUCUGAAUGCUGCAGAUGCACAUGCACUUGCUGCAGAUGCCUCCUUCUCCACCGCACCUCAACAACAGCUGGCAACAAUCAGCAAAUUCGACCAGUACAAGGCCCAGAUGGAGCGCCUUCGAUCCAUCCGGACGCCGUCAUCAUCAUCGUCUGUGUCACCUAGCCCGUUAUCAUCAUCCACACCAUCCCCUGUAACAGAAUCAUCGUCAGGGGCAGGGCCACAUUUAUCGCCUAGCGCCAAGAAAAGCCCCGGUUUCAUCCCGAAACUGUUCAAAAAGGCCUCGCUCUCCAAAAAGUCGUCCCGGGAUCGACAGCCACAGCCACAGCCACAGCCACAGCCAUCGUCGACACCGGAAACGCGUCGGGCCGAUAGUGCGACCGAACCUUUGUUCUCCCCCAACGCAAACCCAAGCUCUUCACAAUUCUCGCUGGUCAAUGAAAAACCUGGCGAGGUUUUCCAGGCUCAAUCAUCCAUACCCCAUAUCCAACCUCGGCAGCGGCCACAAAGACGGUUCCGCUCUCGAUCCAAUCCAGAAAAGAACAACGCCCUCGCAGAGGGGUCGGAAGCGAUCGAAUCCUACAAAAGUGCACCCUUUUCAGCAACGACUGAUCAACGGUCCCCACUCGAAGAGCAGCAAGACCGCUGGCGUGAUGAAUGGCUCCGACCCUCAGGUGCGAUCCAUUCCAAGUUCCGGGACCGACCCUCCAAGUUCAACUGUCCCCACUGUGGAGCGAUCAAGGUCGUGUCCCAUAUUCAGUUCGUGCCCGGUGUCAUGUCCUACUUGGUCGCCUUCGGACUCUUGUUUCUCACCCUCGGAACACUAUCGUACCUGCCCUUCCGCAAGGAUCAUGAGGAAACCAAGGAUUGCAUCCAUUGGUGUCCUGAAUGUGGACAGAGAGUUGCCAGAUUCAAUCGUGCGAAUGCCACCUGGGAGUGGAUUUGAACCCCACCUUCGUUUUCUUAUUUUUUUUUUUGCACCUCUCUUUUUUCGCAUAUCAGCAUAGUCUUUCUAUUAUAUUAUUACUCCUCUAGCAUAAUCAUUCUCCACCAAAUUGUACCAUCAGAUUCGAUAAUAAAACAUUCUUCAUCAAAACAAGUGCUCAUCAG
Gamsiella multidivaricata is the source of this 1771-nucleotide messenger RNA. RefSeq lists its product as uncharacterized. The coding region runs from base 159 to 1607 and encodes 482 amino acids. The transcript has a single exon. The record is from RefSeq and is a predicted model, not a curated record. Gene Ontology annotation, molecular function: zinc ion binding. Lineage: Eukaryota; Fungi; Mortierellomycota; Mortierellomycetes; Mortierellales; Mortierellaceae.